Macrosiphum euphorbiae (potato aphid) is the source of this 684-nucleotide messenger RNA. The record is from the annotation of a GenBank genome assembly. NCBI's taxonomy places the organism in Eukaryota, Metazoa, Arthropoda, Insecta, Hemiptera, Aphididae.
AUGAAUCAUAUACCUUAUAUAUUAAAUGCUGCUUAUUGUGAUACAGAAAAAGUUCUUAAUAAUUUAAGCUUAGCAAAGAGUAAUAAUGACAAUUAUAAAACUGUAUGUGAUUUGAUUUCUAAUAAUAAAAUCAAAAUUCCAAAAUUAUAUCGUUCAAUUAUUAUGAAAUUGCUUAGAAUAACUCCUGUAACAAAAAAGAUUGUUGGUGAAGAAUUUAACAAUUGGUUGAAAUCAUUUCUACAUACUGAGGUAAAUACAUAUGUUAUAAUUCCAGAUAUAGCUAAAAGAGAUUAUUACGAUGUUCUAAAAUUUCUCAAAGAUGGAAGAGGUCAUAUUAGUAAUCGCCAAAAUCGUUUAUUAGCUGAUCAAUGUAUUUAUGGAUAUUAUUUAGAAAUAUUUUUUCAUCAUCAUUGUGAAGAACGUAACAAAGGUAAUACAAAUCAAACUUUUAAAGAAAUUAUAGAAGAAACAUUUAAUAUUACUGAUACAUAUGGAAGAGUUUUACGAUGGGUUGGUCGACUUUGGCAUGAAUAUAAAAACAUAGAAAAACUUUCUAUAAGCAUACAUCGUUUAUUUGUUUUAAAUCUUUUUAAACUCUAUCCAGAAUUAGCAAAUGAUUGGAAAGAACCAGUUACUCCGACAUUGAAUAACAUUGAAGACUCAUUAAAUAAUGUCAAUCUUUAA